Cladocopium goreaui is the source of this 535-nucleotide messenger RNA. The record is from the annotation of a GenBank genome assembly. NCBI's taxonomy places the organism in Eukaryota, Dinophyceae, Suessiales, Symbiodiniaceae.
UAGUAUUGCAGCGCGGUUAACAGGUACAGGGCCUGUUGGCAGCUCUGCUCCCAAGUCGCCGCCGGGUCCACGCUGGGACGUGGACUCGCUGAGUCAAAAGUCCCAACCGUGGUCCUUUGACAUGUGGUCCUUGGGGUCAAUUCUAUUGGAGAUGUCUUUGGGGACUCCACUCUGGCUCUCCUACAAGUGUCGAGUGGCCUCGGACCAGCGGGUUCCGCCUGUGGCAGGCCUGGGGCUGUUCGCAGUGCCCGGACGAGAUCCAGAGAAGAUUCUCUUGCGGCAGGCGGACGCUGUGUGCCAUAAGGGCUUGGCUGCAGUGCUGCGUAACGGUGCCGGUGUUCCUCUGGACGCGGAUGGUGGACAGGGCCUCGACUUGCUUGAGCAAAUGAUGUCCUGGGAUCCCAUGGCGCGCAUCAGCCCCUACGAUGCUUUGGCACAUCCUUGGCUCAAGGAGGACUGACAUGUCAUCCAGUCGUAGCUUGCGAGUCCUGGCCGCCGUGGCCUGUACCUAGGAGAUCCGCCCAAUGUUCUGGAG